GCUCCAGAGAUGGGAGUGUACUCAUUUGAAGUGUAUAAGGGCGAUCUACAAUGGCAAUACAAUAUUGGAGAUCCAAUUACUGCAUCUGCCUAUGUUGAUGAACACUUGCUGCUCCAGUCUGAUUCCUCCCCUUAUUCAGACAGGUUAAUUUGCAUUUGUUCCAGUUCUGGAGGUGUGCACAUUCUUAGAGUGAACUUGGAAGAAGAUGAAGAUACUGAUCAACCUAGAACUAGUGCGGAGGAAUGUGCUCGGCUAAACUUGGAGGGAGAUAUAUUCUCUUCCCCUGUAAUGAUUGGCGGCAGGAUUUUUGUGGGAUGUAGGGAUGAUUACUUGCACUGCAUUUCUCUUGAAAUUCCAUCGGAAAGUUGAAUAAAUUUUUUUCUCCUUUGUUUUUUGUGUGGCAAAAGUUGAAUAAUAAAACUAACUACUAGUCUUUAAUAUAAGAGUUAAUUUGACAUUCUA
This is a messenger RNA of Neltuma alba, 462 nucleotides long. Its product is annotated as putative acyl-activating enzyme 19. The transcript has 3 exons. The record is from RefSeq and is a predicted model, not a curated record. Bases 10 to 369 code for a protein of 119 amino acids. Gene Ontology annotation, molecular function: protein binding. NCBI's taxonomy places the organism in Eukaryota, Viridiplantae, Streptophyta, Magnoliopsida, Fabales, Fabaceae. Gene Ontology annotation, biological process: amino acid activation for nonribosomal peptide biosynthetic process.